AUGUCGCCGACUCUGUCGUUCGUCGUGGUGUCUCUGCUGGCGGUCACCGGCUGCCGCGGCUCUUUCGUGCCGUGCGAGCCGUGCGACCAGAAGGCCCUGUCCAUGUGCCCGCCGGUGCCGGUGGGCUGUCAGCUGGUCAAGGAGCCCGGCUGCGGCUGCUGUCUGACGUGCGCGCUCGACGAGGGCCAGUCCUGCGGCGUGUACACGGGGCCGUGCACCCGAGGGCUCCGCUGCCUGCCGAAGAACGGCGAGGAGAAGCCGCUGCAUGCCCUCCUGCACGGCAGAGGCGUGUGCAGGAACGAGAAGCUGUACAAGCUGCUGCAUCCGUCCAAGGAUGGCGAUUCUGCAGGUGAUACCAUGUUACCCGUCCCAGAGCCGAUGCUGCCCCAGACCAAGGUGCCUAUAUAUGGAAGAGACCACAUAAGCAGCCUGAAGGCCCAGGCCAUGAGGCAUGCCGAGGACCGCAAGAAGCAGCUGGCCAGACUGGGACAGACCAGCACUCUGGAUUACACACCUCUCAAUGUGGAUAAGAUGCAGCCCAAGUUUGGACCCUGCAGAAGGAGAUUGGAUAGUCUCAUUCAGAGCAUGAAGGACACCUCCAGGGUCUUGGCUCUUUCUCUUUAUAUCCCUAACUGUGACAAGAAAGGAUUCUUCAAACGCAAGCAGUGUAAGCCAUCGCGUGGACGGAAGAGGGGGAUCUGUUGGUGCGUCAACCGCUUCGGGGUUAAACUGCUGGGCAUCGACUACAGUGGCGGAGACCUCCAGUGCAAAGAUCAGGACAUUAGCAGCAGCAGCACUCUGCAAAACUCUGCAACGUCUCCAUGA
Molecule: messenger RNA, 825 nt
Organism: Lampris incognitus (smalleye Pacific opah)
Lineage: Eukaryota; Metazoa; Chordata; Actinopteri; Lampriformes; Lampridae
Gene: igfbp5a
Product: insulin-like growth factor binding protein 5a
Exons: 5
Coding region: 1-825 (274 amino acids)
Biological process (GO): regulation of insulin-like growth factor receptor signaling pathway
Cellular component (GO): extracellular region
Molecular function (GO): fibronectin binding; insulin-like growth factor II binding; insulin-like growth factor I binding
Source: RefSeq, a predicted model, not a curated record